AUGACGCUACCCACGCGGCUAAGUUCCUCCACUGCCGUAACCGUGCACUCGUCAGGUGUUGCACACUCGUCGCCAAUCGUUCACUCUUCGACAUGUUUACAUGCCGGUUCACCACGUGUGGCGUGGCUCCCGGAAACUGCUGUCACGGUUCGUCUAGAGUCCGUUCAAGCGCUGGACGGACGGCCCCGAUCGGACCAUGCGAGGCCGUCAUACGUUCUGCGACGAGGAAUCGUCGCCGCUGCGACCGCUCAGGUGGCGGGAACCGGCAGCACCCAUCGGCUCCGGGAUAUGGGCGUGUCCCGGAGAAUGGGCAUUAGUGGGUCGAGACUAGUCCUAAACAGCGCUACUAGCGGUGUUACAAAUGCCACUGGUGGCAUCAGUGGCCGUAAACAUGGGCCGUGUGGCGGGGCUGUUAGCGCGGGUGAUAGCAGCCUCGGUCGCCGCGACAGGCAGGAGCAGACGUUGGGAUGGGGUGUUAACGGCUGCGUAGAUGGCGGUGGGAUUGAGCGAAGACUGUCACAUCGGUCGGCUGCACACUCGCCGCAGCAGCUGCAGCAGACGCAGACGCACCGGGGAGCCGUUACGGUUUCGGCCGUUCUUAACAGCCCCCCAGGCCAGCAACUGCCAGCGAAGAAGCCGUUCACUCCCCGCCAGCGCCCCUCCUCCAACCCCUCGGAGCUCAGCUCGCCUUUUCCCGCCGUCUCCCCUGCCGCUGCGCGCCAGAGCGGGAACAACGACGGCGGAAGCGGAAGCGGGAGCGGAAGCAAGAGCGCGAGGGGUAGCAGGGCCGGUAGCGGCGGAAGGGGGGGAGGCAGAGGACGCAAGCACGCGAGCAACUUGGUAAGCAACCCCGGCGGGGGCGGCGGCAAUGGCGGGAACCGCAGCGGCAGCGGCGGCAGCAGUAGCGUCGAUCGCGGCGGCGCUGUGGGGCUACGCAUGGGCGCGGUCGGCUUCGGGGGUUCCGCCAGCGAGGCAGAUGGCGGAGGAACGGCAUUGGCUGUCGGGGCAUUGGCCGGGGGAUUCGACGUGAAGGCAUUGGGGGGAGGGGAAGCAAAAGAGAUGGCGGGCAGCAGUGCGAUUGGUGGUGGCGGUGGUGAUGGUGGUGGUAAUAGAGCGCAAGUGGCGGCAGGAGAAAUAGGGGCGUUAUUACCCUCAGAUGCGUCAGCUUUGCCCGGUCCUGUGGCGGCUGCUGCUGUGAAUGGCGCUGAUGGUGGCGCUGCUGCUGCUGCAAGCGCACAGCAAGUGGAUGGCGCGAAGUCGGAAGAGGAGGAGGCGGAGGGAGCUGGGAAAGAGGGUCAGGAGCAGGAGGAGGAGGGGAGAGCAGAUGUGGAUGCGCGGUCUGGUUCACCUGGUAACGGAUCAUUGCGUGGCGGGGAUAGUUCCGGCGGAGAGGGGGACGAGGCGGAGGCGGAUGAUCCGGAGAGCAACGAGGAGGCGGUUAUGGCUGCGCGGCUGUCCAUGGCGAGCCUGGCUGCGGGCAUCGCCAGUCAGCCCCACUAUGACAGUCCUGGCGCCGACAGUGAUGGUGAUGGCGACGGUGGCGGUGGCAGUGGCGGUGGCAGUGGUGGUGGUGGCGGCGGAGGCGGCAGGGGAGGCGGGGGGAGUGCGAGCGGUGGGGGGAGCUCGGCGGGGAAGGCGGACCGGUCGUUGGAGCUGGGCGAUUUGAUCGGCAUGAUUAAAGACGCCGAGUCCAACAUUCUGCUGCUGAACCGAGUGCGGUCGCGCGCGCUGGAGGAGCUGUCCGAGGCGCGCAUGCAGAACGACGGGCUACAGAACCAGCUGCGAAUCUUCCAGGCGCGCAUCGCGGAAGCCGACGCGAAGCUUCACCUGGCGGUGCAGAGCCGCGAGCGGAGCUCCCUGCUGGAAACGCAGCUGCGCGUGCUGCAGGAGCAGGUGGAGGAGCUGGGGGAGGCGGACGGCGAGGGGGGGAGGGAGGGGGAGGGGGAGGGGGAAGGCGCGGAGGCGGCGGAGGAGGAGGUGGUGGGGGAGCUGGAGAAGCAGGUGGCGGAGCUGCGCGCGCGGGUGGAGGACGGGGAGGAGGCGGAAGCGCGGCUGGAGAUUCUGCAGGGGCGGAACGAGGCGCUGCAGCAGGAGGUGGAGGAGGGGAUCCGCCAGGCGGAGGCCGCGCGGAAGAGGGCGGAGGAGGUGGAGCGGAGGCUGCGCGAGGAGAUGGAGGGGCUGACUGAGAGGCUGGUGCGCCUGCAGGCGGAAUUGGCGGUGUCUCAGGCGAAGGAGAAGGAGCUGGAGGAUGCGGUCGCGGUUAAGGGGCUGCUGGAGCGGGAAGUGGGGGAUCUGCGCGGGAAGGUGGCGGAGAAAGAGGCGGAGAUGGCGCAGGCUGUGCAGGAGCGCGAGGAGGAGGUGGCGCGGCUGCGGGAGAGGCUGGAGCGGGAGGUGGGGGAGCUGGGGAAGAAGGUGCGGGAGGAGGGGGAGCGGAGGCGGGCGGCGGAGGAGGAACGGGAGAGGCUGGAUGGGGAAAUCGCGGCGUUGAAAACGGAGGUGGAGGAGAGGGAAGAGGCGCUGAGGCGAGAGCUGGAGGAGGUGGCAGGGAAGCUAAGGCGAGAGGUGGAGGAGAGGGAAGCAGUGGUGGGGGAAGAGGUGCAGGAGAGAGAGGCUCUAGUGGCUAAGCUGAAACAGGAAGUGGAUGAGCUGACGGAAAGGGUUGGGGAGAAGGAGCGGGAGAGGGAGCGCGCGGAGGCGGAGGUGGGGGAGCUGCGGAAGAGGGUUGAGGCGGCGGAGGAGGUGGUGCGGGCGAAGCAGGGGGAGGUGGAGGUGCUCCAGGAGGAGCAGGCGGAGGAGCUGCGCGCGCUGGUGGCGCGGCUGGGGGAGGAAACCGCGCAGAUGCGGAAGGCGCUGCAGGGGAAGGAGCAGGAGGUGGCGGAGGUUGAAGCAGCGCGGGGGAAACUGGAGGAGGUGGUGAGUCGGACGGAAGGGUGGCUGGGGGAGGUCCGCGGGGAGAAUGCGGACCUGAGGGCACAGCUAGCAGCGCUGCAGCAGCAGAUGGAGGAGUCAGAAGAGAAAAGAGAGCUGGUGGUUCAGUUGACAGAGGAGGAGGAGAGGAAGCGGGAGGAGCAGCGGCAGCAGCUGGUGCUGCAGCUGCAGCAGGCGCAGGAGCGGGUGGGGGAGCUGGAGCGGAAGCAGGAGAUGGUGGCAAAGGUAGAGGCGGAGAUCAGCCUGCUACAGUCCGCAAUUGAGGAGGCGGAGGGACUGGAGAGGAUAUCCGCGGCUGUAGCAGAGCAGAACGAGGAGCUUCAGGGGGAGCUGGCAAGGCUGAGAGAGGAGGUGGCCGCGGCAGAGGCGGCGAGGGCGCGAGAGCAGGAGGAGAGGCAGGCGGAGAAGGAGGACUGGUGGCGGCUGGCUGAGGAGACAGAGGCGUAUCGGGCCCAAGUGGGCGUGCUAAGGAGCGAGCUGAUGAAAACGGACGAGCUGAUGCGAGCGCAGCUGGAGCUGUAUGAAGCCCAGAUGGCCGCUUUUCAGGAGAGUUUAGAUGCUGCGAAUGAGAGCGUGGAGGUGUAUAGGGCCCGGGCGGCGGAGGCGACAGCAGCGGCGGAAGAGGCCGCGGCGAUGGCGGCGGAUGCAGAGGCGGUGGCGGCGCAGUGGGAGGAAGCGGCCGCGUCCGGCGCGCUGGGUGAGCUGAAUCUGGGCGGAAUGACCAGCGGGUUUGUCACCAGUGGGAGCAGCAGCAGCAGCAGUGGAGGAAGGUGGCAGCGACCAGCGGUGGUUGCAGCAGGGGAGCUGCCUUGGGAAUACUGGAGUUCUCUUCUACUGAAGCUGGACGAGCUGCUGCUGCGACGGGUGUUGACAACUGAAGAGGUGGACGAGUUGAGAGACAUGGCGUGGCGGAGGGAGAAGGCGAUCAGAGACGCGUGGGAUUCUGUAGGGGGCGCGGAGGUGGUGCAGGCUGUGGCGGCGGGGGGGAACAGUGACGCGGUCCUGGGGAGAGAUGCGGUGGUGGCGGGUGCGCUGAGGGGGGUGCUGGGAGGGGAGCAGCCGCCGCUGCCGCCCCUGCAUGUGGUGCAUAUAGCUGCGGAAAUGGCUCCUGUGGCGAAGGUGGGAGGGCUAGCAGACGUGAUCACGGGGCUGUCGAAGGCUCUGCAGCGCCGGGGGCACCUGGUGGAGAUCAUUCUGCCCAAGUACGACUGCAUGGACUACUCCCGCAUCAACGACCUCAAGCCAUUGGACCUCAAGUUCUCGUCCUUCUUUGACAAUGAAAUGCACGCCUGCAAGAUAUGGAGGGGCAUGGUGGAAGGGCUGCCGGUGUACUUUAUAGAGCCGCUGCACCCCGCGCGCAUGUUCUGGCGGGGCACCUUCUACGGGUGCAACGACGACUUCCGGCGCUUCACGCUCUUCUGCCGCGCUGCCCUCGAGUUCCUCUACGUCUCGCACAAGCGCCCCGACAUCAUCCACACGCACGACUGGCAGACCGCUGUUGUGGCGCCGCUGUAUUGGGACGUGUAUGUGCCCAAGGGGCUCAACUCAGCGCAGCUGGCAUUCACGUGCCACAACUUUGAGUACCAGGGGUCGGAGCAUGCCAGUGCGCUCGCUGCCUGUGGGCUGGACGUGAACCGGCACAACGUGCCCGAGCGCAUGAGGGAUAACUUCAUGCACGACAGAGUCAACCUGCUCAAGGCGGGCAUAGUGUUUUCAGGAGUGGUUACCACUGUGUCGCCAACAUACGCCAUGGAAGUCAGAGGGCCCGAGGGCGGGCGAGGGCUGCACCUGACGCUGGGGCAGCACGAGAAGAAGUUUUUUGGCGUGCUGAAUGGGAUUGAUUCAGAGGUGUGGGAUCCCGCCACCGACCCGCUGCUGUGCUGCCCCUACAGCGCAGCUGAGCCCGAGGGCAAGGCGGAGAACAAGGCGUAUCUCAAGUCCAUGCUUGGGCUCUCGUCCUCAGGGCCUGAUGCACACAAGCCGCUGGUGGGGUGCAUCACGCGUCUGGUGCCACAGAAGGGAGUGCACCUCAUCCGCCACGCCAUCUACCGCACGCUGGAGCGCGGUGGCCAGUUCGUGCUGCUUGGAUCCAGCCCCGUGCCCGACAUCCAGAAGGACUUUGAGGGCAUAGAGCGGCAGUUCAGCAGCGACCCCAACAUCCGGCUGGUGCUCAAGUACGAUGAGAGCCUCUCGCACCUCAUCUACGCCGGCUCCGACCUCUUCAUCAUCCCCUCCAUCUUCGAACCCUGCGGCCUCACCCAGCUUAUUGCGAUGCGCUAUGGUUCCAUACCCAUCGUGCGCAAGACAGGCGGGCUCGCAGACAGUGUGUUUGAUGUGGACGACCCAUCCAUCCCCGUGGAGAAGCGCAACGGCUUCAGCUUCACUGCCAGUGAUGUCAAUGCGCUCAACUACGCUCUUGACCGAGCCAUAACAGCGUACUACGAGCGGCGCGAGUGGUGGGUGCAGCUGGUAGCGCACACCAUGGCCAUGGACUUCGGGUGGGAGCAAUCCAGCCGGCAGUACGAGCAACUCUACCACCGCUGCCUGCCUCACCGCCGCACCUGGUGA
Messenger RNA from Closterium sp. NIES-65, 5496 nucleotides. The record is from the annotation of a GenBank genome assembly. NCBI's taxonomy places the organism in Eukaryota, Viridiplantae, Streptophyta, Zygnematophyceae, Desmidiales, Closteriaceae.